This is a messenger RNA of Didymosphaeria variabile, 741 nucleotides long. RefSeq lists its product as uncharacterized. The record is from RefSeq and is a predicted model, not a curated record. NCBI's taxonomy places the organism in Eukaryota, Fungi, Ascomycota, Dothideomycetes, Pleosporales, Didymosphaeriaceae. The coding region runs from base 1 to 741 and encodes 246 amino acids. The transcript is spliced from 2 exons. Gene Ontology annotation, molecular function: iron ion binding; oxidoreductase activity, acting on paired donors, with incorporation or reduction of molecular oxygen; heme binding.
AUGAUACUUCUCGCCAAAGAUUUAUACAUUAUUCAAGGUUCCGAGUAUGUUCUUGCCCAUCUUGGCCAGACCUCUACCUCGAAUACCAUAUUCAAUGCCAACUUCUUGCGGCAAGCAUGCGGAAUGUCCGACAAAGGCGUAGACAGGCUAGGAAGUGAAUUGGAGGAGACACCUGAGUACUUCCAACGGAAGAACUACCUGGCAGCGGCUCCUCUCUAUGCGUGGAGCUCCUCGGUGAUCCAUCGAUACCUGGCUGGUCGUGGGGCACAUAAGCUGUCGCAACGUUUCGAGACCAACCUACGAGAUCGAAUACGAACAUACCAUGAUAGCUCUGUAUCAGAUAGCGUUGUCUUGUCGGAUUUUCAUGAUUUCUUCACUUCCUAUGUUACUGCCGCUUUGCUGGACUCGAUGUGCGGUAAAGGCCUUCUUGCAAAGAAUCCAACAUUUACCCAAGCUUUCUGGACUUUCUGCGACAGUCUACCGAUAUUUAUGAAGCGCACACCACGAAUACCGGCAUCGCAAGCCUAUAAAGCGAGGGACGAAGUCAUCGCCGCUGUUCAAACCUGGCAGACAUGGGCCAGCGACAACUUCGACGCUGAUACCACCCCACUUGAUGAUGAUGGCGACGAUCCAUUCUGGGGCUCCAAGUUCUUCCGUGAGCGAUUCUCGACCUUCGUCUUUGAGAUGGGCUUUGACGCACGGGAUAUGGCAUCUAUGGAACUAGGCUUUCUCUUUGGGUAA